Messenger RNA from Cutaneotrichosporon cavernicola, 3999 nucleotides. RefSeq lists its product as uncharacterized. Gene Ontology annotation, cellular component: peroxisomal membrane; endoplasmic reticulum membrane. The record is from RefSeq and is a predicted model, not a curated record. Gene Ontology annotation, biological process: coenzyme A metabolic process; isoprenoid biosynthetic process; ergosterol biosynthetic process. The coding region runs from base 1 to 3999 and encodes 1332 amino acids. Gene Ontology annotation, molecular function: protein binding; hydroxymethylglutaryl-CoA reductase (NADPH) activity. Lineage: Eukaryota; Fungi; Basidiomycota; Tremellomycetes; Trichosporonales; Trichosporonaceae. The transcript is spliced from 4 exons.
AUGAUACGUUCAACCGUACGCUCGACGCUCGUCGGGCUGUCGACCAUCUGCGCCUCGGCGCCUAUCGAGGUCGUCACCGCCACCUUUAUCAUCGUUACCCUAAUCUACUUCCAGCUCCUCCAGGCUAUUCGCGGUUCCGACUUUUUCAACCUUCCCGUCGCCGCCCCGCCUGUCCGCCCCGUUCAGCUUGUGCGACUUGCCGAUGGCCUCCCUGCCGAUGGUACGACUGCUGGCUUUGGCCGGGCAGAGUAUGCGCACACGCCUCUGUGGUCCCCCACCAAUGAGCACUGGUCGCCCGUCUCCUCUGCCGACUUCCAGAGUGCGAUCAGGAUCAAUGCACUCGAGGGUGGCUAUGUUGUCCCCAAGGACGAGGGCGGCAACAAGGCCGGUGAGAGCGCUGCGAUUGCUAUCGUCAAGCCGUUCGCCGUGUUCCGCGAGGAUGGCGCGAACUCCGCCGCCGAGGAGUGGCGCCAGUGGCUUCUCAACGACCUCGCUGUGACCGUCCGAGACAAGACGUACACCUACGCCGACCUGUGCUACGGUGCCGGCUGCGCUGCCGCCGCCGCCCCCAAGCUCGAGGCACACCCGCUGCACUCGGACCAGAUGACGCUCAACCUCGUACUUCGCGCACCUGCCCCUGGCACACCUACUAUGACCUACCUCGAGCGCCUGGCCCGUCUCCCCACUUUCACCGCGCCCAGCUCAAACACGACUGUCCGUGUGGUUCCCGCCGCCACUGAGCCACCCCGUUGGGCUCUUCUUCCCAACAUUGACGGCGGUGGCCUCUUCUCGGGCCUCGCUGAGAAGCGCGGCGCAGACGCGGCGGACCAGAUCACUGUCGUCCGCAACGUGCGCUGGUUCGCCCAUGCUGUCCGUGCACUUGUCCUGCGCUUCUACACGCUUGCCAAGAAUGCCGACUCUGCCGACGUGUUUGUCGUGCUUCUUGGUUACGUGCUCAUGCACGUUUCGUUCGUCAAGCUCUUCAUGAACAUGCGCAAGCUUGGCUCCCACUUUUGGCUUGCUCUUGCUACGCUUGUCUCAUCUACCUUUGCCUUUGUUACUGCCGUCUUCUGCGCAUACAUCUUCAGCGUGCCAGUUGACCCUAUCGGUCUCUCCGAGGCCCUUCCCUUCCUCGUAAUCACUGUCGGCUUUGACAAGCCAUUCCGCCUCGCUCGCGCUGUUUUCGAGAGCCCCGACAUUGCCCCUGUUGCUGCCUCGCCUGACGCGACUCCCGCCUUUGACUUCUCGGAAGAGCCCAACGCGAACGGCCUCGACCUUUCGACGCUCCACCGAGAGCUUGCUCCCCUCGAGCGCCUCCAGAAGCUCGCUGACGGCCGUGGCAUCCGCUGGGUCGUCCCUGUCGCCGCCGAUCAGGUUGUGAUCAACGCUGUCAAGUCAGUCGGCAUGUCGAUCGUCCGCGACUUCGCCCUCGAGAUUGCGAUCCUGUCCAUGGGCGCCACGUCCGGCAUCGGCGGCCUCCGCGAGUUCUGCUACCUCGCUGCCAUCCUCAUGGCCACUGACUGCCUCUUCCUCUUCUCAUUCUUCAUCGCGAUUCUCGUCGUCAUGGUCGAAGUCCACCGCAUCAAGCUUAUCCGCGGUAAGCGUAGGAUCAAGACCUCGAUCAAGCGCUCGGCGUCGAGCGUGUCUCUUGCCAGCGCCACCGACUCGCCCAGCCCCUCCAAAGCAUCGUUCUGGGGGGAAGGCAAGGACCCUUGCGAGGAGGACGGCCAGCCGUCCAACCCCGUUCCCCGCCUCAAGCUCAUCCUCAUUACCUCGUUCCUGGUUCUCCACGUCCUCAACCUCUGCACUACCCUCACCGAGAAGACUGCCCUCAAGCGCCACCUCAUCCACACAGCACCUACGCCUCGCGUCGACUCGCGGGCGGCCGAUAUUUCCCCGCUUCUUCAGGCUCUGUAUGCGGCGUCGCCCGCCAACACGGACAUGAUCGUUCAGAUUGUCACCCCCACCCAGAUCCUUAUGUCCAAGACUGGGCCGGCUGUCUCGCGCAUCGACUCGAUCGAUAGCUUCAUGUCUGAGUGGUCGACGCUUGUUGGUGACCCCGUCAUCUCCAAGUGGGUUGUCGUUCUUCUCGUCAUCUCGGUCCUCCUCAACGGCUACCUCCUCAAGGGCAUUGCCCACAACUCGAUCGGCGGCAAGGGUCCUAUUGCCGCUGCGGCCCAGGCCUUAGUUGGUGUCUUUGAGGGUCUUGAGAAGCCCAAGGAGAAGCGCCCUCGCUCCGCCUCGGACCUCCAAAAGUAUCGUGCUCAGCGUGCCGCCGAGGCUCGUAACAAGCUCCCCAGUGGCGGCCCGGCUGUUACUGCCAUCAACGAGGGCGACAAGACCCCCAAGACCAACGGGCACGCCAACGGUCAUGCCAACGGUCACGCUAACCUCGGAGCGGGCCUCGUUGUUCCCCAGACCCCCAACAUUCCGGUCAUCUCGGAGCCCCUCCUGGCUGACUCAGGCGAGGCCACCACUACUCCUAGCCAUAUGACGUUUGUCGGCCGCCGCUCGAUCGAGGAGUGCGUUGAGAUCUUUGCUGGCGGUGUUGGCGCCAACAAUCUGUCCGACGAGGAGGUAAUCAUGCUCGUGCAAAAGGGCAAGAUUGCGCCCUAUGCGCUCGAGAAGUCGCUCAAGAACCUCGACCGUGCCGUUCGCAUCCGCCGUGCUGUUGUCUCUCGCGCCUCUCUCACGCAGACGCUUGAGCACUCGGCCCUUCCCAUGAACGACUACGACUACAAGACCAUCAUUGGUGCCUGCUGCGAGAACGUCAUCGGCUACAUGCCUAUCCCUGUCGGUGUUGCCGGCCCGCUCAACAUCGACGGCCAGCUGCUCCACAUUCCCAUGUCGACUACUGAGGGUACCCUUGUCGCCUCCACUUCGCGUGGUUGCAAGGCGCUGAACGCUGGCGGCGGUGUCACCAGUGUCCUUACUCAGGACGCCAUGACCCGCGGCCCGGCCAUCGACUUCCCCAGCGUCAAGCUCGCUUCUGAGGCCAAGAUCUGGAUUGACUCGGAGGAGGGCUUCAACACUCUUCGUGACGCCUUCAACUCGACCUCGCGCUUCGCUCGUCUUCAGAAACUCAAGCCAGCUAUGGCUGGCCGCACACUCUACGUCCGCUUCGCCACAUCGACUGGUGACGCUAUGGGUAUGAACAUGAUCUCGAAGGGUACCGAGAAGGCGCUCGAGGUGCUCCAGCGCCGCUACCCGGAGAUGGACGUCCUCGCGCUCUCGGGCAACUACUGCACGGACAAGAAGCCUGCUGCCAUCAACUGGAUCGAGGGCCGUGGCAAGAGCGUCGUCGCCGAGGGCAUCGUCCCUGGCGCUAUCGUCAAGAGCGUCCUCAAGACGACUGUCCAGGAGCUCUGCAACCUCAACACGAAGAAGAACCUUAUCGGCUCAGCCAUGGCCGGCUCCAUUGGUGGCUUCAACGCGCACUCCGCCAACAUCCUCACGGCUAUCUUCCUCGCGACUGGCCAGGACCCAGCCCAGAACGUUGAAUCGUCGAUGUGCAUGACGCUCAUGGAACCGAUCAACAACGGCGAGGACCUGCUCAUCACAUGCUCAAUGCCCGCGAUUGAGGUCGGCACUGUAGGCGGCGGCACGAUCCUCGGCCCCCAGCGUGCGAUGCUCGAGAUGCUCGGCAUUGCGGGCGCGCACCCCACUUCGCCGGGUUCCAACUCGCAACGCCUCGCGCGCAUCAUCUGCUCGGCGGUUAUGGCCGGCGAGCUAUCGCUCAUGUCGGCGCUGGCUGCUGGCCACCUCAUCCAGGCGCACAUGAAGCACAAUCGUUCCGUGCCCGUCACUCCUGGUGCCGUUACGCCGUUUGGUGGUAUCACCCCCAUCCGCGAGGAGAUGCUCAUCAAGGGCAAGUUGCGCGGCAUCAGCCCGACGCGGUUGCAAGCCGCCAACAAUGCGGCUGUGAACAGCUCAGGCCCACUGCCGGCUGCAAGGGUUUCGCCCAGCAAGCAGGGCAGCACGGGAUGGCCUGGGCAAUAG